Messenger RNA from Lolium perenne, 2987 nucleotides. The record is from RefSeq and is a predicted model, not a curated record. Lineage: Eukaryota; Viridiplantae; Streptophyta; Magnoliopsida; Poales; Poaceae.
AUGGGCUUGAGGAGUUACUCCAUCGCGGUCGCCAUCUCCGAGCUCGCCCACGUCGCCCUCGUUGCGCCGCUCGUCCUCCUCGGCGGCGACAACCGGCGCGGGAUCUCCUCCGCUGGUAGCUGCAGAGGAUUGCUCCCUGUCAGGGGCUGGGCGGAGGAAUGCGCCACGGAUCCCGCGCAGCUCAAGCGGAAGAGGGCCUCCAACGGCCCCGCGAUUGCCACCGCGGAGAAGGAGGCCCUCGUCGCGGGGUGCCGCCAGGAGCUCCAGGGCCUGUUCGAGUACUACAAGGAGGUCUCGGGCCACAGGAUGCAGCUGGAGGGCGGGAACCUGUCGAGCAACGCCAUGAUUGGGUGCCUCCUGGAGGAGAGCAACCUUGGCCUGACCAAGCUGGUGGACGAGGCGUUUGAGAAGCUCAAGGAGACCGAGGGUGUCUCGGUGGCUUCGGUCCGCAGCUCCGUGCUGCUCAUUGGGCAGAGGAUGAUGUAUGGCCAGUCCAGCCCGGAUGCUGAUGUGCUGGAAGAUGAAUCAGAGCUGUCUCUUUGGUGCUGGGAGGUGAGAGAUCUGAAGUUAAUGCCUGUGAAAAUUCGUGGUUUCUUAAGUGGGCGAAGAACUGCCAGAAAGAAGAUCCAUGAGAGGAUCAAUGCUAUCCGCUUAUCUUUGUCAGUUCUGAAAUCUCCAGGAGCUGAAGCUCAAGUAAAUAGGCUUAGAAAAGUAUCAAUAAAGCUAAGCAAAGCAUUGAACUUGGAAGGGAUCAGGUCAAUGGUGGAAAGAUUGACACAAAAGAACAACAUUCCACGUUGUGUACCUCUUGCACUUUGUUUUCUUUAUUGAUGUUGGCAUGCACACCUCAUUUAAAGCUUUGAGGCUCUGAAGCACUAAUAUUUGUAUUUAUUUGUGAUCAAAGGGUUGCCAAAGAUGUAGAAUCAAUAGCUAACCAGUCAAUGCAAGAGAUGAGAGAAACUGAGGGAACUGCAGGCAGAAUAGAGACUCUACAUGGUUCUGAGUUGCCAAAUGGAAAUGCCUCUAUGACUGUCAAUAAGGUGAUAGUAGAUCACGAGGUUGCAAUGCAGCUCAGUAAGGUGAUUGUAGAUCAUGAGGUUGCAAGGACAACUGGUUAGCAAUUCUCCAGCUUUAUUUUUAUUAUGUUAUGAGGUUGCAAGAAUAACUGGUUAGCAAUUUCUUUGCCUUUAUUUGAUCAUGUUAUGCAGCUCAAAAGCAAUUCUUCAUCUUUGAGGACUUGAGGUCCUACUGGUUCUCACCGAGGCCACAUUCCGAAGCAUUGUCUUGUGCCCAGGUCCAUUUUGUAAGUUAGGUUUGUCAGCUAUAAUGAAAUAGAGCAUGUGUUUUGGGACUAUAUGUUUUCUGAAACUGCAACUGGCUUGCGAUGGCCCAUUUACGUGCGUGGUCGGUGUUUUUGUAUAAAUGAAUUGAUGCCACACUUGAAUAUUCAGUGUGUGUCAGUUGUGAGUGAUGAAUAUUCACACUCUUGCACCAGAUCGUUUUUCUCUUCUUUUUCAUUUCGAACUUUGUUUUCGUGUUCCUCUCUACCUGCCUACUGGCUUAUUUUUUCUCGCCGCCGUUCUUCAUGUCCAGAUUAUGCCCAUGGCAGUAUAUGAUCCAUCUCUGGGGUCAUCGGGUUAUUUUCCUGGGUCUGCUUCUAUUGUAUGGUACAAGUGAAUCUGCUGGAAUUACAAGGACAGCCACGCAGGUGACGCUAGCUAAGAAGCUUAUUGUUGAAGAUGCUGCUGGUGCAUUUGCAAAGAUUGCGGUAGCGCCACUAGAGAGGGUCAAGAACUUACUUCAGGUGCAGAACGGUUGCUUACACCAAUCAUACAGUUCUUCCUGAAGCUUUUGAGAAAUGGUCACAAGCUGUAAUGAGGAAAUUGCUUCCACGACAAAUGGAAAUUAUUGAGGAAAUUGACAAGCGGUUCAGAGAACUGGUGAUCUCCACCUGGAAGCAUAUGGAGGGGAAGCUCGAUUCGACGAGUGUGUUAGAUAACUCUCCCCAGAAGCCAGUGGUGUGCGGAUGGCGAAUUUGUGUGUAGUGGCUGCACAUACGGUACAUGCAAUUUAUUUACCUUUGUUCUUUGUCAUGUUCUACAGCUUGUUAUUUCAUUAUCAUGUUCUACAACCUGUUACCUCACAGCUUCACAAGGUUAACGAGUGCUAGCUUGAACAUCUUUACUACUCCCUACGAUCCAUAAUAAUUGUUGGAACAUUGAAGUAAAGGCCCGACGCUUAUUUUGGAUCGGAGGGAGUACAUAAGAUAGCUUUUAAGUUUGUGCAAAUUCAUAUUUAUCAAUGGCAUGAAAAUCUUCAAGUUUAUAUUCACACCAUGUUUGGUUAUUGUGUUCCAUUGUUGAUUUCCAUUGCCUCUUUGUCAAAGACAAUAAAGACACAGUAAGCACAUAAACAGUAUUGUUAUCUUUUUAACAGAGUAUCCUCCUACUGGACCAUGAUUGCGUUUAUUUAUCUAUUCUGCAAAUCACAAUAUCUUAAUCAUUUUGAAUCCCAUUAUUGGACUUGUUUUCAUUGCAAUGUAGUUAUGUGUGCUUUAGUUCUCUACUCUGUACCUUCUGUGAGUCACAGCAUCUAUUUGUCUUCCCAUAUCACAUGACAUAGACCGUAAUGCAGUGCACUAAAUUAUUAUGACAUGUUAAUGGAGUGGCCGAGUUACACAUCAACAUUUUGAAGGAAGAGCUGUUUGCAGAUUAUCUGUCUAUUUGGAUCUGCGAUGCUUCAGGAUACUUGCUCACUAACAUGUAUCAUCACAAAUACCAUUUGGGAUUUGUUGAGAGAUGUAGAGGUGGCCGACGUCUACAUGUUGUGCCGGUGAAACCAUAAUUGAGUUUUUUAUGUGUUCAUAAAAUAGAUUGCUUAGGACUCCUAUGCAUUGAAAAAUAAUUAGUGAAGCUCUUACUGCAUGAUACUGGUAUCCAUGGUUUGUAUGUAUUUCCAUCUACAGAAAAUAAUAUAGCAUUCAGAUA